Hemiscyllium ocellatum (epaulette shark) is the source of this 4296-nucleotide messenger RNA. It is a transcript of the gene hmgxb3, whose product is annotated as HMG box domain containing 3. The transcript is spliced from 22 exons. The coding region runs from base 125 to 4204 and encodes 1359 amino acids. Lineage: Eukaryota; Metazoa; Chordata; Chondrichthyes; Orectolobiformes; Hemiscylliidae. The record is from RefSeq and is a predicted model, not a curated record.
GGGCGUGGCGGCGGUUUGCUGCGUUUCAGGGAUUUUCCCCGCUUCCCCCACCCCCCCCUCCCUGUGUGGGCAGCGUAGGCAGAGACACAGGACAAUAAGGCUGCAGCUCAUUGGCCCAUAAGGAAUGGACACUCCAUAUGAUGGAGCAGAGAUAACAUUGGUAACUGAAGAGAUCGAAGGCUGUUACAGCUGCACAAAAAACUUUUCACCUAAAAAGAAAAAGAAAUGGAAAGAUCAAAGUGAGGAUGGAGGUAAAAAAAGUAAGAAGCCCAGGCCAGCAUACUUACUGUACUAUUAUGACACUCAUUUAAAAGUGCAACAAGAUUUUCCCAAUUUGCCCCGGUCUGAAAUAAACAAGAAGAUCAGUGAAAGCUGGAGGCGACUCAGUGUUGCUGAAAAGGGUAUUUACCUUGAAAAGGCAAAGCUGGAAAAAGAAGGAAUCGAUCCGAGCGAUAAGCUAGUCAAUGCUUCAACUGGUGCCCCACCAACUGAUAUUCCAGGAUUCCGCAAAAUUCUUCCUCGUUCUAGUUAUAUCAUAAUUCCCACUUCUGGUCUACCUGGAGAUGGAAAUGGUCAACAGCUGGCUCAAUCUCCUACACCGAGGGGAGGUGAAUGCAAUCCAACAUGGCAGACUCUUACUCACGAUACUAUACAAAGCCUUUUUACAGGCCCUAUCGACAGCACUGAAGAGAGCAUUGCUAUUGAUGGAAUUACUGAUGAAGCUUUCAUUCACACUGAAACAAUGCAGGAGAUUGUUACAUCGGAGAUGCUUUCUCAAUUUUCUAAUUCUGGAGAUGACAGAGUGGCAGGAGAACUGACCACCAAUGAGACUUCUUUAGAGUUGACCCAUCCUUAUGACUCCCCUUGUGUUGUUAUCGAAGGAACAUUAAUAGGUACAGGAAGUGAUGCUUCAGAAAGUGUCACCAGCUGCACAAACCAGCAAACUAUGGAGGCUAAUCCUGUGAUGGCAGUAUUAUCGAACCAGAGCAAGCCAAGUGGGAGUCUCUCCUCUCAUAAAACUAUAGGACAGGCUGUUUGUGUUAACAACAAACAGGAUUCAGGGGAAAAUGUUCCAGCAUCAACUGCACAGUUCUUAAUGUUACCGUUGACGAGCAAACAAUCAUCAACAACUCCAACAAAAAAGCCCAUCUUUUCCCACAAGACAACCUAUACACGAAGAGGCCGUGGCAGUUGUCCAAAUCCAAGCUGUUUGUUUACAUAUGUCACAAGACACAAACCUCCACAAUGUCCAAAUUGUGGCAAGUGGCUGGGAGGGAAAUGGAUUCCAAAGGGUAAGGAACUGCAGGUAUUAAAUGUACAUGUGGAGUGUAAUCAAGAGAAGCAAAAUAAGGAAACAACAGAUGUGUCUGUCGGCACAAAAGACACAGCUCAGUCCAGUUUGGAAAGUUCACAGGCAGUGACCCAGCUGCUUAAUGUUGCUUCAGAAGAUCAAGGGGAGGAAGAACAGCAACAAAUGCAAACUAAUUGGCAGCAAACUGUACAUGUUGGACCUGAUGAAUCAGCUGCAGCAAUGUCCACUGUACAGACGGAGGAACAGGUACUUCCAGUACAGCUUUGCAACACAGCACUGACAGAUGAGCGUACAAUGGAAUCACAGUCUGAAGUUGUCGUAAAGGAGCUGGAGGUUCUAACACACCAACCUUCACAUGUCAGUAACACCGUAAUCAGUGGCUCCCAUGGAGUUAACAAUAUGAGACCAGGAUCGAGACAAGGUUUACAAGUACGACGCAGAAACAAAGCCAAAGGGCGAGCAAAAGCCAGUUUGAUGACUGGUGCUGCUCGGUCACGUCCACGUGUUAUCCUGCCAGCAACCCCAUCCAAUGCAGCUUCACAGUCUGGGGUCACCUAUAUUCGAGUGGUUACAAUGCCCGUCAAUCAAGCAGAACCAGCAGAAUCUAAUGUGUCUUCACCAAGUCAGAAAGCCAUAGCUAGAGGUUCCUUGGCAAAGAGCUUAUUGAGUUCUCCUCCUCCAUCAGGUCUGAAACCCAGCACCUUAAAGCAACUGGGACAUUCUGUUUUACAUCCAAAUUAUGAAGAAGGAGAAGAACAGACAGGAUUAAAAGCUGCCACAGAGAAUGGGUCACCUCAGGCGGGUGCAGUUUCAGUCAAAACUGUGUGUCUGACUCUUCCAAAAACAAACAAAGCCAGCGCCUUUGACCUUGGUUUGGCAACUUGCAGAGGUAAAGGACGUUGCAAGAAUCCCAAAUGUACAUAUGUCUACAUGAACCGGUACAAACCAGGAAUCUGUCCAAAGUGUGGCUAUGACUUCACAAGAGACAAACAGGAUCUAAAGCCAUCAAAACCUGUUAUAAACAGCGCACUUUCCUUGGGUCUGUUGAAUCCAGAAGAGGGGCUAACUCAGGCCUCAAAGGAUUUACAACGCCAAACUACAUUGCUACUGCUCAGGAGAACAGUUCAGAUCCCUGAGAAUGAGGCUGAACUUCAUGAAGUUUUUAGUCUAAUUCAGGAAAUGAACAGCUCAAGGUUGAUCUUAUCGACAGUAAAUGAGACCAUAACACUUGAACAAAAUUCGUGGCCAAAUUACUUUGAAUCUUCAGCCACUAUCUGUGGUUUGUGUGACAGCCAGUUGUACAAGGGUGGACAGAACUCAGUGGCUGGUCCUGAGGAAUGCUGGCUAUUGACUGAAAGCCAGUUUCAAGUGGUUAUAGUUCAGACGAAAAUCUGCUUGAAUCCCCACUGUCUUGCACUUCAUAACUUCACGGACAUCAGCUCAGGCUUAUUUAAUAUUGGAAACAAGCUUUUGGUCAGUUUGGAUUUACUGUUCAAAAUAAGAAACCAUAUCAAACUCGGAGAAGAUCCAAGGGAUGUGACUAUUCCCAUAUUGAACUCUGUCCAAAAAUUCACAGAGAAAAUCUUGUCAGACGAGCAGCUGAAUCAGCUUCAAGAGCUUCUAUGGAAUGGUUAUUGGGCAUUCGAAUCCCUCACCAUUCGUGACUAUAAUGACAUGAUUUGUGGGAUCUGUGGAGUAGCACCCAAACUCGAGGUAGCACAGAGAAGCCCUGAGAAUAUUCUUGCACUGAAAAACGUUGAGUUUACAUGGCCUGACUUUCCUACCUCAGAUGAAGUAAACGUGGAGGAUUUUUGGUCUACAAUGGAGAAUGAAGCCAUAGAACAAGCAGCAUUUCCAUCCAGUAUCCCAAUUACAAAAUUUGAUGCAUCCAUAAUUGCUCCAUUUAUACCGCCACUCCUGAGGGCACCUGUUGUAGUUAACAGUGAGAAAGAUAAAAACCCUCAACCACAGUCAGUUGCUGGAAAUCCAAGAAUGCUGGUAAAAUUGUUGCGCAAUGAUGUUUUCAAACCAGAAGAGCUCAACUUUUACAGUGAAACUGAAAUAAAAAACUUGCUAGUGUCAUGUGAUAUCCCAUUUCACCCCGAUGACUCCAAGGAACAUCUGUGUUCUUCAUUAUUCGCUUUAUAUUCCUAUGUGCUAGAUGGAUCAACUGCACAGGUCCAACCUCCAUGUGAUGUGACAGGAGGAAAAGUUUAUAAGUUGUGUCUACAUCAGGUUGUUUGUGGAUCUAAGUACCUUGUGAGAAGCGAGUCUGCACGUGACCAUGUUGACCUGCUGGUAUCUUCGCGCUAUUGGCCUCCAGUGUAUGUGGUUGACAUGGCUCCACAUGUUGCAUUAAAUGCAGAUGUGCGGUAUCCUGAAAUUGCUGGACAAAUGUGGGGACAUAAACAAGGCUGUUUUUCAGAUCCACUGGAAGCACCAAAGCGUGUGUCCUGUCAAGAGCUACUUGAUCAACACUAUGCUAUGGAUGUAUUGCUAACAGAGAAUAACAUUCAACAUCCUAUCACCAAGUCUAAUGCUCGCAGAAUUGUGUACCAUGAUAAAGACCAGAGCACAGGAAAGAACACAACAGCAGGACACCACUCUAUCAGUCUUUGCAGUGAACUAGAACCAUACAGUGAUGUACUCGAAUCUAUUCCAGACAGCAAGGUGCAAAAUGUGCGGCAAAAGUCCAUCACUUUUGAAAAUGCUACAUACUAUUUUCUAUAUAAUCGUUUGGUUGACUUCCUCACCAGCAGAGACAUUGUAAACCAACAAAUCAGUGAAGUGUUGCAGAGCUGUCAACCUGGAGAGGUGGUGAUACGAGAUAGCUUGUACAGACUGGGAAUAGCGCACCUUAACACAGAGAGUGAAACUGAGGAGCUUGCAUAACAACUGAUCCUUAAAAGUAGUUAAGGAAAAUAAUUUCUCAAGUAAUGUAUUUAUUCAGUGCUUCUAUUUAAUUAAAAAUAUUGUGUUUGUAA